Xyrauchen texanus (razorback sucker) is the source of this 3348-nucleotide messenger RNA. RefSeq names its product solute carrier family 13 member 1 (gene slc13a1). The transcript has 15 exons. Gene Ontology annotation, molecular function: sodium:sulfate symporter activity. Gene Ontology annotation, biological process: monoatomic anion transmembrane transport. NCBI's taxonomy places the organism in Eukaryota, Metazoa, Chordata, Actinopteri, Cypriniformes, Catostomidae. The coding region runs from base 128 to 1894 and encodes 588 amino acids. Gene Ontology annotation, cellular component: membrane. The record is from RefSeq and is a predicted model, not a curated record.
UUAUGACAUGCCUAGAAUGGACCAGUUACAGUGGAUGUGGAAUCACCAGGUCAAAGAUUAAUCAGCGGCAGAUUAUUUAAAGGCCAUCAUAAGGCAAAAUCCUUGAGUUGACUGUUUCGGCCACAGGAUGAGGAGGCUUAGAUUUUCUUGGAGCUACGUGAAACCCCUGAUCAUCAUCCUCACGCCACUGUCAUUGCUACCACUACUAUUGGUUAUCAAGACAAAGGAAGCAGAAUGUGCAUACAUCCUGAUAUUAAUGGCUGUGUUCUGGAUGACAGAGGUCUUGCCUUUGUCUAUAACGGCCCUAUUCCCUGCGCUACUUUUCCCUCUGUUUGGAAUCAUGAAGUCCUCUCAGGUUGCGUCUGUGUAUUUCAAAGACUUCCAUUUGUUGCUGCUUGGAGUCAUCUGUCUUGCAACAGCCAUUGAGAAGUGGGGUCUUCACCGCAGAAUUGCUCUCAAAUUGGUUACUUCGAUUGGAGUCAACCCUGGCAUGUUGAUGUUGGGGUUCAUGGUUGGCUGUGCUUUCCUGUCCAUGUGGUUGAGUAACACUUCAACUGUGGCUAUGGUAAUGCCAAUUGUCGAAGCUGUGAUUCAGCAGGUAUUGGAUGCAGGAGAUGAGUCCAGCAAAGAACACAAGGGGGCGUUAAAUGGUAUUGCAAAUCCUGCUCUUCAGCUUGAAGAUAUUGAGGCCCAAUAUGAGCAAACUGAAAAGAUAAAAAGCAUAGAAGCAGGCAUUGUGGAGCCAGUCCAAACAGUCCAGACUGAAACUCCAGAUGAACCUGAAACUGUUAAGGCACCAGCUCCACAGUCACAUGGAAAGUACAGGACCCAUGAAGAUCACAUGAUGUGCAAAGGCUUGUCACUUUGCAUUGCCUACUCUUCAUCCAUUGGAGGGUUGACCACCCUACCAGGGACCUCAGCAAACCUCAUCUUUGCUGAAUAUAUCCAUCAGUACUACCCAGAAUGCAAGAUCGUUAAUUUCGGGAACUGGUUUGUGCUUUGUCUUCCCAUCUGCAUAAUUAUGCUGGUUUUGUCAUGGAUAUUCCUACACUGGAUGUUCCUUGGAACCAACUUUCGUGCAAGUCUGUGCUCCAGUGUACAGUCGGAGAAGGAAAAAAACACUGCCAGAUUGCUGAAGAAUCAGUACAAGUCACUGGGGUCCAUAAGACCCCAGGAGAUUAUCAUCUUGGUUAUCUUCAUUCUGAUGGCCAUUUUAUGGUUUGUGCGAGAGCCAGGUUUCAUGCCAGGGUGGUCAUCACUGUUCGCUGGUUACCGAGGCUACGCUACGGAUGCCACUGUAGCACUGUUUAUGGGUUUGAUGUUCUUCAUCAUACCCUCACACAAACCAAAUGCAGAUCGCUACGAGCCCUUGAUUACAUGGAAGGAAUUUCAGGCCUGCAUGCCAUGGGAGAUCUGUCUUCUCGUGGGUGGGGGUUUUGCUCUGGCUGAAGGCACAAAGAUUUCUGGUUUAUCGUCUUGGGUUGCUGAUUUGCUGACCCCUCUGGGAAAUCUCCACCCUUUAGCCACUGUUACCAUCGCCUGCCUUAUUGUCACCUCUAUCACAGAGGUGGCCAGCAAUGCAGCCACGAUCACAAUUUUUAUGCCUAUAUUGGCCCCCUUGGCCGAGGCAAUCGGAGUGAACCCUCUGUACAUGCUGAUUCCCACAGCACUCUGUGUUUCUUUUUCCUUCCUGCUUCCAGUUUCUAAUCCUCCUAAUGCCAUUGUCUUCACUUAUGGCCAUCUUUCAAGCAUGGAUAUGGUGAAGGCAGGCCUGGGCGUUAACAUUAUAGGUGUUCUUACAGUCUUAUUAGCUCUCACAACAUGGGGAACACCUCUAUUUAACAUGGACACCUACCCAGACUGGGCACCAGUGGCAAACAUCACUGGAGUAUGACCAUCAUUUUAAAUAUGUUAGAAAUAUGACAAUUUAUUACUUAGUUUAAAAUCACAUGGAAUCCCUUGCUGUCAGCUGAAUAGUUGACAGAGUUGUGCAGUCUUAGGGAAUGCUGUCGGUUGACAUCCUGGACUUCCUGUAAAGAGGCGUGGCAAGCUUGCCUCAAACAGUGUGCUUUAAGGAGCUCCAGGAGAUGUUCUGUCUGAACAUCAUUGUUUGUUUUGUAUUCUAAAAACUUUUGUAAGAGUCUUUGAGAUAAUUGCCUUAAGGACACAUUGAGUCCUUGGUUCUGUAUAGCAUCACUUUCUCAACUAUUUUGAGAUUGCAUUUGAAUUGGAGGGUAGUAAAAGCUGUUAAAAGAUGCUUAAAUGUAAAAAAAAAAAUGUAAUAAGCUUACACUUACAAGUUUGCUGCCAAUCCAAUGUCAAUAGUAAAUGUGUUGUAUUAGACAUAUUUGUUAAGGAGAGUUUGCAUGACAGGAUUAGUCCUGUUGCUGUCAGAAUGCACAAAAUGCUAACAUAGCACUUAACUUUUAAUAUUAUUUUCUAUUUUUGUUAUACUGUAGUAUGUGUAUAUAUAUAUAUAUAUAUAUAUAUAUAUAUAUAUAUAUAUAUAUAUAUAUAUAUAAGUGAAUUAUAUAAGUAGAAGAUUAAUAAUAAUGCAUUGUAAAGAAAGGAGACCAAAAAGUUAAUCGACAGAGUUAUAUUUUCAUUACAUUUUCAAGAAGACAAGUGUUUAUUUACACCUUUAUACUCAGCACAGACUUUUUCAUACAAAACUCCCUCUAGUGGUCAGCAAAUAAUAGCAAUUGGGCCUCUUGCAUAAUAUGCAUUUUGCUACUCCUGAGUUGGUUUCAGGGGCAUUAGUCAGAGUAUUACAUACUUUGAGAUUAGACAAUUGGAUUUUAGCAUGAAAUAUAUAUAUAUAUAUAUAUAUAUAUAUAUAUAUAUAUAUAUAUAUAUAUAUAUAUAUAUAUAUAUAUAUAUAUAUAUAUUACUUUUAUUUAUGAUAUUUAUUGUUUGUUUGUUUCAUAUUCUCCCCAAAUAAUGUCUUGCUUAACUGCCUUUAAUAUUCACCUAACAGAAAAUGUCUGCGUCUAUGAUUUGAAACUUAAUAUCAAUUUUGGCAUGAAUUGUUGGGAAAUUAUUCUUUUGAGAUAUUACUUUGUAACUUUUCAUUGUCCCUGCCUCCACCCCUAUCUCCAAAGAGACUGUAUAUUAGUCUGUCUUUGUAUAGUUACAAUAUCUCUUGGAGUUAACUAUUUGUCUCAUUGACUUGAAGCUACAAUACAAGAAUAAUUCGGUCUGCACUGAAUAUGUGUUUCAUAAUUUGUGCCAAUUUUUUUAAAAAUGAUUUAUUAAAACUAUUCAUAGCCAUCAUGUGCUGGCAGAAGUUGCUGAUUUUAAUAAACAAUAAUUUUGCCUUGUAUUUUGUGUGUACUGUCCAUUUGCCAU